GAGGACAUGGGUAGCCGAGCGCCGAGGUUGCCCAUUGAGGGACUUCGGCUCGGAGACGGGGAGGGGGUCGUGGUGGCAGCGGCCGGGCUAAGAGGACGACCGACAUGUGGCUGCUCGGUAGCGGGCUCCCCUGCGCUGCCUUCGCCCCGAGGAGCCUCACGAGGCUGGUAGCGGAGGGCAAACCGGUGUUUGGAAACCAGUUGAAAAUGUCAAGUUCGAAUUCGGUGCCAGAAGCCCAGAUGGGACAUUUUCAAGAGGGCCCUGAUUUGAAGGAUUUCGUAUCUGGGGAACUUUCGGACAAAACCAAGUGGGCAGAAUAUAAAGGCCAUUUAAAGCGUCAAAAAGGAGAAAGGUUACGGCUUCCUCCUUGGUUGAAAACUGAGAUCCCCAUUGGAAAAAAUUAUAAUAAACUGAAGAACACGUUGCGCAAUUUAAAUCUACAUACGGUAGGUGCAGUACCAACACUUUGUUCUGAUCUUUCCGAUGGAGGCGCCAAACACUUUGCGAAGACCGUCUCGCACUUAAAAGAAAGGAAUCCCAACAUUCUGGUGGAAUGCUUAACGCCCGACUUCCGAGGGGACCUCGAAGCGGUGGAGACCGUGGCUUCGUCUGGAUUGGACGUCUAUGCCCACAACGUGGAGACGGUUCCCGAAUUGCAGAGCAAAGUUCGGGAUCCACGGGCCAAUUUCGAGCAAUCCAUUCGCGUUUUGAAGCGCGCCAAGGAAGUUCAGCCGAAGGUGAUUUCUAAAACGUCAAUCAUGCUCGGCCUGGGUGAGACCGACGAACAGCUGCACGCCACCCUGAAAAGAUUACGUGAAGCCGAUGUGGAUUGCUUGACCCUGGGACAGUAUAUGCAGCCAACAAAACGGCAUCUGAAGGUGGAAGAAUACGUUACUCCAGAGAAAUUUAAAUACUGGGAGAAAGUUGGAAACGACCUCGGAUUUCAUUACACGGCUAGCGGGCCUCUUGUGCGUUCUUCUUACAAAGCAGGUGAAUUUUUCUUGAAAAACUUAAUCCAUAAGAGAAAGAAGAAGGACAUCUGAUGCGUCCAAGACUGAAAAGAAGAAUCGCACUCUUUCCCUUGUGUUCCCGAUGGCAAUAUCACAGAUCAACCCAAUUAAAACAACCUGGAAGCCUUCGUUGCUUCAUUAAAAAAAAGAAUACAAAAUAUUUUAUUUGUUCCUGGACCCCAACAUGUUCUCAUAUUGUACAAAUAAAAAUAUCAGUCAUUAUCCAGUAAGUGGUGUUCAAACAUAUCAAGAAAAACAGAAGUAGAAUGAGACACACACACAUUAAGGAAUCAAAAGAUGGAUAUGCAUUUUUCCCCUCAUCAAUAAUCACUGCUUGCUCCAUUGGUCCCAUUGUAUUGCUAACCUGUCUUUUCAAUGAGAAUCCUAGGAAUAAGAAAUUCUCAGUCAUUAUCACUGUUUGCAUAAAACACAAUAAACGGCUUUUGUCAUUGGCCAUAAAUAGGAUUAAAAGCAUCUGUACUAUAAAUGAUAUUCUUGAUUAAACUGUUAGAUUGGAGCUCAGCUACAAUAUUAUCUUUUCCUCCUCAACUAACAAGAUCACUUUAUAAAAGGUAUGAAUGAGG
Molecule: messenger RNA, 1594 nt
Organism: Notechis scutatus (mainland tiger snake)
Lineage: Eukaryota; Metazoa; Chordata; Lepidosauria; Squamata; Elapidae
Source: RefSeq, a predicted model, not a curated record